AUCCGAGUGGUCGCGGGGUCCUCUCUUAGUCUUGAGAGAAAUAUUUCAUGUAAACAAAAGAAUCAAGAUAAUCAACAAUGUCUGUCACUGAGGAAGACGACUUUUGUUACCAUAUGAAAGUAGUUGUUCGAGUUCGUCCUGAAAACACAAAAGAAAAGGCAACUGGGUUCCAUAAAGUGGUCCAUAUUGUGGAUAAACAUAUCCUAGUUUUUGAUCCCAAACAAGAAGAAGUCAGUUUUUUCCAUGGCAAGAAAACUACAAAUAAAGAUUUUACAAAGAGACAAAAUAAGGAUCUUAAGUUUGUAUUUGAUGCUGUUUUUGAUGAAAAUUCAACUCAGUUGGAAGUUUUUGAACACACUACUAAGCCAAUUCUUCAUAGUUUUUUGAAUGGAUACAAUUGUACAGUACUUGCAUAUGGUGCCACUGGAGCUGGGAAGACCCACACAAUGCUAGGAUCAGCUGCUGAACCUGGAGUAAUGUAUCUAACAAUGUUAGACCUUUACAAAUCCAUGGAUGAGAUUAAAGAAGAAAAAGUAUGUAGUAUUGCCGUUUCUUAUUUGGAGGUAUAUAAUGAACAGAUCCGUGACCUCUUGGUAAAUUCAAGGCCACUUGCUGUCCGGGAAGAUGCCCAAAGAGGAGUUAUCGUUCAGGGGUUGACUUUACACCAGCCCAAAUCCUCAGAGGAAAUUUUACAAUUAUUGGAUAAUGGAAAUAAAAAUAGGACUCAGCAUCCCACUGAUGUGAAUGCUACAUCUUCUCGUUCUCAUGCUGUUUUCCAGAUUUAUUUACGACAACAAGACAAAACAGCAAGCAUCAAUCAAAAUGUCCGUAUUGCCAAGAUGUCACUCAUUGACCUUGCAGGGUCUGAGCGUGCCAGUGCUACCAGUGCUAAAGGGGCCCGGUUUUUAGAAGGCACAAAUAUUAAUCGAUCACUUUUAGCACUUGGGAAUGUCAUCAAUGCUUUAGCAGAUACAAAGAGGAAGAAUCUACAUAUUCCUUACAGAAAUAGUAAGCUUACUCGCUUGUUAAAGGAUUCUCUUGGAGGAAACUGUCAAACCAUAAUGAUAGCUGCUGUUAGUCCUUCCUCUGUUUUCUAUGAUGACACAUACAACACUCUUAAGUAUGCUAAUCGUGCAAAGGACAUUAAAUCUUCUUUGAAGAGCAAUGUUCUUAGCCUGGACAACCAUAUAACUCAAUAUGUGAAAAUCUGUAAUGAGCAGAAGAAAGAGAUUUUAAUGUUAAAAGAAAAACUAAAAGCCUAUGAAGAAAAGAAAGCCCUUAAUGAUGAUGAAAAUAACAAAGCAAAGUUGAUGAUUUCAAAUCCUCAGGAAAAGGAAAUUGAAAGAUAUCAAGAAAUUCUGAACUGCUUGUUCCAGAAUCGAGAAGAAAUCAGGCAAGAACACCUGAAGUUGGAAAUGUUACUUAAAGAAAAUGAACUUAAAACAUUCUAUCAACAGCAGUGCCUUAAGCAAAUAGAAAUGAUGUGUUCUGAAGACAAAGUAGAAAAGGCCACUUGCAAACGAGAUCAUAGACUUGCAAUUUUGAAAACACGUCGCUGCUACCUGGAGAAGAAAAAGGAGGAAGAAUUGAAGCAGUUUGAUAAGAAUACUAACUGGCUCCAUCGUGUCGAAAAUGAAAUUGGACUCCUAGGACAAAGUGGUCGUAUUCCAAAGGAACUCAAUAAAGAUCUACAGUGUCACCAUUUAUGCCUUCAGAACAAAGAUUUGAAAACACAAAUAAAGCAUAUGUUGGAUCUAGCUUGUCUUCAAGAACAGCAACACAGGCAGACUGAGGCAGUGUUGAAUGCUUUACUUCCAGUCCUAAGAAAACAGUAUUGUGCAUUAAAAGAAGCUGACCUAUCAAAUGCUGCUUUUGAGUCUGACUUCAGAGAGAUCGAACAUUUAGUUGAAAGGAAAAAAGUGGUUGUUUGGGCUGACCAAACUAGUGAACAUCCAAAGCAAAAUGAUCUACCAGGGGUUUCUGUUCUUAUGACCUUUCCACAACUUGGACCAGUUCAGUCUACUUAUUGCACAUCUUCAAGUGAAUCUAAUCUGCUUAAAAUUCCUACACCAAAAAGGACUCGGAGAAAACUAAUGCCUUCUCCCUUGAUAGCAAAACAUACCCUAAAGUCUACACUUUCUGAAAGUAUGCAGCUCAAUGAUUCUCUCAGCAAAGAACUUCAACCUAGUGUAUAUUCUCCAGAAGACUAUAGAAAAACUUUUCAAAAUCCAUCUACUGUGACCUUAAUGAGACCAUCAUCACAUGCUACAAGUUUUCAGGCCAUCAGCUCCAAAACAAACAGUGAUAAUGCUCUAAAAAUGUUAUAUGAAGUAGAUAAUCCUCUUAGCAAGAGAACAGAAUGUGGAGAAGAAGAUUUGGACUCUACAUUUACUAUAUGUGAAGACACCGGAAGCUUGAAGAGUGAAUUGCCUGAACAAGAAUCACUGCCAAACAAUAAUAAUAUUUUACAAAGGGUUGACCCUUCUUCAUUCUCAACUAAACAUUCUAUGCCCGUACCAAGCAUAGUGCCAUCCUACAUGGCAAUGACUACGGCUGCCAAAAGGAAACGGAAAUUAACGAGUUCUACAUCAAAUGCUUCGUUAACUGCUGCAGCAAAUUCUGGAUUUGCCAAACGUGUUCGACAAGAUAGUUCAAGUGAUAAACAUUUGCAAGAAAACAGACCAACAAUGGAAUAUAAAAGAAACAUCCAUAAUAUAAAUGCAAGCAUGGUUAGAAAAUUUGGAAGAAGCACUUCAAAAGAAAAUCUAAGAUAAGUCACUUCAAAAUCAAAGAAAAUGAACUUGAUCAAGUCUGUUUUUAAAAGUGUUUAUUGUCAGUCCCCUUUUAGAAACUUAUUUUAAAAAUCUGACAGAAGACUGCCUUAAUGCUAGGUUUACACAAGUACCUUAAACAACAGAAAGAAAAUUCCUUUUUUCUCCUUUUUUGUAUUUUAAGCAAAUAUUAACUUUCAACAGAAAAGAGUAUUUUAAGUUCCUAAAAUAUUUGCUAUCCUUUGAAAUCUUUUAAUCAACAUUGUGAAAGUUUGGUUUACUGUGUUGCAACAAAUUGGUUAGAACGUAUUAGAAAACAAUAGUGAGUUAUAGUAUCCUUACUAUUUAUAGAAAAUGAGGAGAAUUUAGAAGUAAUAUAAUUAUGGCCCAGGAUGUAUUUGGUCUUCUAUUAUGUUCUGUACGUAUUUUUGGCUUCCCUUUCCAAAAAUAUUUUAAUGUACAAAUGUAGAUAAAUAUGCCCAUAAAGUUAUUGUAAAUAUUAUUUAAAUAGUCAUGAUGAAUAAAAUACUAAUACUGU
Choloepus didactylus (southern two-toed sloth) is the source of this 3309-nucleotide messenger RNA. Its product is annotated as kinesin-like protein KIF18A. NCBI's taxonomy places the organism in Eukaryota, Metazoa, Chordata, Mammalia, Pilosa, Megalonychidae. Gene Ontology annotation, biological process: microtubule-based movement. Bases 78 to 2774 code for a protein of 898 amino acids. Gene Ontology annotation, molecular function: ATP binding; microtubule motor activity; microtubule binding. The transcript has 2 exons. The record is from RefSeq and is a predicted model, not a curated record.